UGCGUUCGCCUGAGCAAGAGAGUAGAAAGCUCAGCUGCGGUGGAGGGAGUCUAUGCGUGCUGGACAGCAGUGGGAGGUGUAUGAGACGCUGGCUGCUGACACUAGGGCUCAAUCGCCGCGAAGCCAGGACUUGGCGACCGGGCUGCCGGGCUAUCUGGCCGAGUCUUCUGAGGCGCAAACUAAUGGGACUGGUUUGCUGGGCAGCGUCGCAGAGAUCUUUUAAGUACACUGAGCCGGGCCCGCGCUGAAGUAGAAGCUGUCGUGGGGCGCGCAGCCUAGAGUCCCAGUGUGGCCCGGAGGAACGGAGUCUGUGCCAGGGGGACCCAGUUGGGAGCCUGGGGACCGAACUCGCGUUGUGGGGAGACCCCUCCGCUUCUUCCCAGGGUCGUCAGUCUCAGGACGGUCGAGGCGUCGGGGCCACCACCAAGUGCUCCGCUGGGAGACCCCGUCGGGGAGAGGACACGCAGUCUCCAACAGUGUGGGGGAAGCCGAGCGGAAUCCGGCGGGAUCACCCGGGGGCGCCGAGCCCCCGUCUCGCCCCUUGAGGCGGAGAGGCCAGGGGAGCGACUCGGAGGCCGCAGCCCAUGCCCAGGUUGGGGGCGCUUGCCCAGUGAGUCCUCCUGGCCAGGCCGGCGGAGGAGAGCGACUCCGAGGCCGGCGGGAGGGGAGAGCUUCAAGGCCCGCGGCUGCGGAGGAUGGGCGCCUGAGUGACUCCCGAGCGCAGCGCGGCACGGGCAGGCUAGGCGAGCUUUGCUGAGGAGGCGCCCGGGGACCCUGAAGUGCGUCCUGCCCCCGGGAAGAUGGCCCUGCCUGGGCAGCGUUGGCUCAGCAAGUGGCUUGUGGCGAUGGUCGUGUUGACGCUGUGCCGGCUUGCAACGCCGCUGGCCAAGAACCUGGAGCCAGUGUCCUGGAGCUCUCUCAACCCCAAGUUCCUGAGCGGGAAGGGCUUGGUAAUCUACCCGAAGAUUGGAGACAAACUGGACAUCAUUUGCCCCCGAGCAGAAGCAGGGCGGCCCUACGAGUACUACAAGCUGUACCUGGUGCGGCCGGAGCAGGCAGCUGCGUGCAGCACUGUGCUUGACCCCAAUGUACUGGUCACUUGUAACAAACCACAGCAGGAAAUCCGCUUCACCAUCAAGUUUCAGGAGUUCAGCCCCAACUACAUGGGCCUGGAGUUCAAAAAGUACCACGAUUACUACAUUACUUCGACAUCCAAUGGAAGCUUGGAAGGGCUGGAGAACCGGGAGGGAGGUGUGUGCCGCACUCGUACCAUGAAGAUUGUCAUGAAGGUUGGGCAAGAUCCCAAUGCUGUGACACCUGAGCAGCUGACUACCAGCCGGCCCAGCAAGGAGGCAGACAACACUGUCAAGACAGCCACACAAGCCCCUGGUCAGGGUCCCCAGGGUGACUCUGAUGGCAAGCAUGAGACUGUGAACCAGGAAGAGAAGAGUGGUCCAGGCGCAAGUGGGGGCAGCAGCGGGGACUCCGACAACUUCUUUAACUCCAAGGUGGCAUUGUUCGCGGCCGUCGGUGCUGGCUGUGUUAUCUUUCUGCUCAUCAUCAUCUUCCUGACGGUCUUGCUACUCAAGCUGCGUAAACGACACCGCAAGCAUACACAGCAGCGGGCAGCCGCUCUCUCGCUUAGUACCCUAGCCAGCCCUAAAGGGGGCAGUGGCACAGCGGGCACCGAGCCCAGUGAUAUCAUCAUCCCCUUACGGACUACAGAGAACAACUACUGCCCCCACUAUGAGAAGGUGAGUGGGGACUACGGGCAUCCUGUCUACAUCGUCCAGGAAAUGCCACCCCAGAGCCCGGCGAACAUCUACUACAAGGUCUGAGGGCCCAGCACAGCCUCAGGCUCCAAGGGACACAUGGCCUGGACCGGCCUCUCCUUUCUCCCCUAUACCCCUCCCCUUGCCAGCUGUGCCCACCUUUGUAUUUAGUUUUGUAGUUUCUUGGCUUUUAUAAUCCCCCAUUUUUCCUGCCCCUUGGGCUUCGGAGGGGGGUGCCUGUGCCCCUAAUCCCCAUGCUCUUGUGCCUUCCCCCUCUGGCCAGGCCUCUGGGCUUUGUGGGGGCGCCCUUUCGUGGAGGGCAGGGUUGGACACUAAUGGACAAGCAGGCAGGGAGACAGCCCCCUGGCCCUGCCCACUCCUCACCCCCUUUUCCCCUUCCCAGGACUGCUCGUCCACUAUCACUGUUUUUAAUGCCUUUGUGUUCAUUUUUUAGCUGUCAACUCAUUUUCAUCUAUUUUUUGAAGAAAAAAAUGGAAAAAUGUACAAGGCAGCCCCUCCCCAGGCUUUCUGAACCUGGCCUGACCCAGUAUAAGAGGGCCUGGGGCAGGAUAUGGCCAGCCAGGAAGCAUAGGAUGGCAUUUCUUUUAUAGACUCCUUGGUAUUUCAGGGGGUGGGGGAGGGCAGGCCAGGGAAGAGGAGAAUGCCACCGGGCAAGGUGUCCCACCCUCCUUUCCAGACCCUCAGAAUACAAAGCUGUUCCUGGCAAUGGGGUACUGGGUACUGACUACCACCCUUCCACCAAAAAAGAAAAAAAAAAAGCCCUUCCUUGUGGGAGUCUUGGGCAUCUCCUGCCUCCCUCACUCUCACGGUAAUUAAUGUCUUAAUUGGCUGUUGCCUGGGGAACAGGAGAGCUGCUUCAGGCAGAUGACCUCAUGAGGGGUGGAGGGAGGUGAGGUGCCUAGGUGGCUAUUUGCUCUGCAGAGCUGGGAGUCCCCCCCCCCGCCCUGUUCUCUCCUCACCUUUGGCACCCUUUGGUUUGGUGGGCAAACAGGGGUCCAAGGUGGAGACCUAAGCGGGUAUAAGGCCAGGUGGCCUGCUCCUUUUCUGCCCAUCGGCCCCCCCUAGUCUUGAGCUGGGGCCUGGAAAGGGGAAGAGGCUGCUCAGGGCUGGGACAGCCUGCAGUGCACUUUGACCCCAGCUCCUUGCCAGCAUGGCUGCUAACAGACGGCCACUCCAGUGCACCUCGCAGGCACUCCCAGAGCUGCCAUGGAAGGAGCUGGGCCUUAUACCACCCACCUCCACACUGCCUCUUGGCCAGCUGCCCACCCCAGCGCCAGGUGGGAGAGGGAGCGGAACAGCCAGCCCCUUCCAGGUGGCAGUUGGAAGGGAUCUUUGUUUUUGUUUCUGUUGCCAUUUGUGUAAAUACUAGUCUUUUUGGAAGAAAUAAUGUAAAGAUGUUUUGUAUAAACUCUGAAUUAUU
Messenger RNA from Nannospalax galili (Upper Galilee mountains blind mole rat), 3213 nucleotides. RefSeq names its product ephrin B1 (gene Efnb1). Bases 801 to 1838 code for a protein of 345 amino acids. The record is from RefSeq and is a predicted model, not a curated record. Gene Ontology annotation, biological process: ephrin receptor signaling pathway; axon guidance. Gene Ontology annotation, cellular component: plasma membrane. Gene Ontology annotation, molecular function: ephrin receptor binding. Lineage: Eukaryota; Metazoa; Chordata; Mammalia; Rodentia; Spalacidae. The transcript has 5 exons.